Molecule: messenger RNA, 2542 nt
Organism: Neofelis nebulosa (Clouded leopard)
Lineage: Eukaryota; Metazoa; Chordata; Mammalia; Carnivora; Felidae
Gene: DYM
Product: dymeclin
Exons: 18
Coding region: 323-2527 (734 amino acids)
Biological process (GO): Golgi organization
Cellular component (GO): Golgi apparatus
Source: RefSeq, a predicted model, not a curated record
GGGCGCGCCCGGCCGUUCGGUCCCCAGCCGCGUUCUCUGCCGCUUCCCUCUUCUCUCCCCGCCUCCCGGCCUGCGCGCGGACGCGGCCGGGGCGGGAGCCGAGCCGGAGUCGAGCCGGAGCCCGAGCCGCAGAGACGUGGAAACAUGGAGGCCUGAGCCGGCGUGCGCCACUCCGGCUGCGGCGGCGACAGCGGCUUCUUCCGAUCCCUCUCUGCCACCCUCUCCUGUGUCGCCGGAGCUGGAAGCGGAUCUGCCCGCCGGCUGAGACAGAUUGUCUUGCGGAAAUGAAGGCUUAAGGACAAGUUAUCUACCAGAUUGGAAGAUGGGAUCAAACAGCAGCAGAAUCGGUGAUCUUCCUAAAAAUGAGUACUUAAAAAAGUUAUCGGGCACAGAAUCCAUCUCUGAGAAUGACCCGUUCUGGAAUCAGCUCCUCUCGUUUUCUUUCCCUGCACCAACCAGCAGCACCGAGCUGAAGCUCUUGGAGGAAGCAACUGUUUCAGUCUGCAGGUCUUUAGUUGUAAACAAUCCUCGAACAGGAAACCUUGGUGCGCUAAUUAAGGUCUUCCUUUCUAGAACCAAAGAACUAAAACUUUCGGCAGAAUGUCAGAACCACAUCUUCAUUUGGCAGACACACAACGCUUUGUUUAUUAUUUGCUGUCUGCUGAAAGUGUUCAUCUGUGAGAUGUCAGAGGAGGAAUUGCAACUUCAUUUCACGUACGAAGAAAAAUCUCCUGGCAGUUACAGUUCUGACGCUGAAGAUCUUUUGGAAGAAUUGCUCUGUUGUUUGAUGCAGUUAAUCACUGAUAUUCCACUCUUAGAUAUUACAUAUGAAAUCUCAGUAGAAGCUGUAUCGACAAUGGUGGUUUUCCUUUCUUGCCAACUCUUCCACAAGGAGGUUUUGCGACAGAGCAUCAGUCACAAGUAUUUGAUGCGAGGUCGAUGUCUUCCAUACACCAGCAAACUUGUGAAAACCCUAUUGUAUAACUUUAUCAGACAAGAGAAGCCGCCCCCUCCAGGAGCACACGUUCUCCCACAGCAAUCCGAUGGGGGCGGACUGCUGUAUGGACUGGCAUCCGGAGUAGCAACUGGCCUCUGGACGGUCUUCACACUGGGCGGUGUGGGCAGCAAAGCAGCUGCCACUCCAGAACUUUCUUCUCCUCUGGCCAACCAGAGUCUCCUGCUUCUGCUGGUGCUGGCCAACCUGACCGACGCUGCAGAUACACCAAACCCCUACAGACAGGCCAUUAUGUCCUUUAAGAAUACGCAAGAUAGCAGUCCUUUCCCCUCGUCAAUUCCACACGCUUUCCAGAUUAACUUCAACAGUUUGUACACAGCUCUGUGUGAACAGCAGACGUCCGACCAAGCAACUCUCCUCUUGUACACAUUGCUGCAUCAGAAUAGUAACGUUAGAACAUACAUGUUGGCUCGCACAGACGUGGAAAAUCUUGUUUUACCAAUUCUUGAGAUUCUGUAUCAUGUUGAAGAAAGAAAUUCACACCAUGUGUACAUGGCCCUUAUAAUAUUACUGAUCCUUACAGAAGAUGAUGGCUUUAAUAGAUCCAUUCACGAAGUGAUAUUAAAAAAUAUCACUUGGUAUUCAGAACGGGUUUUAACUGAAAUUUCACUGGGGAGUCUCCUGAUACUGGUCGUAAUAAGAACCAUCCAGUACAACAUGACAAGGACAAGAGACAAGUACCUUCACACCAACUGUCUGGCCGCCUUGGCAAACAUGUCGGCACAAUUUCGUUCCCUCCACCAGUACGCUGCCCAGAGGAUCAUCAGUUAUACCUGCCGCCACUUGCGGAGAUAUGUUUAUGUGUUGGACAAACUGUAUUUCCCCCACUAUCACUGUUCUACGCUUCAGCAUUGCUUCUCGACCCUCAGUGACAAUGGAGAGGAACUCUUGUCUUUAACUUGCUCUCACAUUCUCAGAUCCUAUGCUUCCAGUUUGUUUUCCUUGCUAUCUAAAAAACACAACAAAGUUCUGGAACAAGCCACACAGUCCUUGAGAGGUUCACUGAGUUCCAAUGAUGUUCCUCUACCAGAUUACGCACAAGACCUAAAUGUCAUUGAAGAAGUGAUUCGAAUGAUGUUAGAGAUCAUCAAUUCCUGCCUGACAAAUUCUCUUCACCACAAUCCAAACUUGGUGUACGCACUGCUUUACAAGCGAGAUCUCUUUGAACAGUUUCGAACUCAUCCUUCAUUUCAGGAUAUAAUGCAAAAUAUCGAUCUGGUGAUCACCUUCUUCAGCUCAAGGUUGCUGCAAGCGGGAGCUGAGCUCUCCGUGGAACGGGUCCUGGAAAUCAUCAAGCAGGGGGCCGUCGCACUGCCCAAAGACAGGCUGAAGCUCUCAAGACUUCUAAGACACACUAGAGGAGCACAUAUUUUUGAGAAUGUCUAUUUAAAUCUCCAACCAUGUUGGCUCUCUGUAGCGAGACAGGUAAAUUUGAGAGGGGAUCAAAUUAAAUGCAGCUUGCGCACGGCUUGUUAUACAGAGGCUGCAUUCACAUUCAAUCAGGUUGACUGAAUAGUGUUUCCAAAA